Stylonychia lemnae is the source of this 4467-nucleotide messenger RNA. The record is from the annotation of a GenBank genome assembly. NCBI's taxonomy places the organism in Eukaryota, Ciliophora, Spirotrichea, Sporadotrichida, Oxytrichidae.
AUGUUUAUAUGUAAUAUUAUAUUGAUUGACCAUUCUUAGUACUAAAAGUAAAUUCCAGAUGAAUAGAGAGUAAUGAAAGAUAAACUUAACCAAGUCUAUUAAGAAUUGCUGCUCAAUCAUCAUUAGUCUGAAAACUAAUCACACCUAUUGAACCUCAUUAAUGCACUUCUUGAAAACAUUAAAAACCCAGCAUUGCUAGGGUCUUUGUGGAAGGCUACACUCAAGACUCUAAUUAAGAUCCUAGGGUACUAAGAGGUUGUUGAUAAGUUGAUUAAGGCUCCAGAAUUCGAUACUUAAUAGCUGAUCAAUACACUUAUGACUGCUUAAUUUGAAACCAUUGAUGUCUAAGAGGAAGAAUAAAUGCUAAUACUUAUUCAAAAGGCAUUUUUGAGAAUCGUGAUAUCUCUUCAAAUGAGUGAAGACUACUAAUACAAGAUUUUCAAAUACUUCAUGAAGAUUCUUAAGAAAAAGAGCAUUGAGGAUUCUGAUUAAACUUACUCUAUGCAAUUCGCUGAUGUAACAAAAAAGAAUUUACAUAAAGUUUUGUAUCACUUCAUGGCCGAAGAUGAGGAGCAUCAGGUCAAGUACAAAGUAAUGAACUAUUAUUUUGCAAAAAUCAAGAAAACUUUGACAAAAAUACAAUAAAAGCCUAUUUCAGGUGGAAAUAAGCUUAGAGAGUAUGCUUGCUUUUCUAUCAAGACUUUGGAGGAUUGCUUGAAUAGAAUUAGCACUUAAGAGGAGCUUACCAAUAUAAUCGUAACGCUGAAAGACAAGAUAAUAGAGACUCUUUGUAUCUGUGGAGAAUUUGAUGAUAUUAUGAUUAGAAAUUAGGCCUAGUAAGCAUUUACUUUAGUGUUAAAAGUCAUUGUUGAAAACAAAAUUCCUUUGAGAGAGGAGCUAGAACUACUUCUUAUAAAAGUAGCUCUGAAGCCAUGUAUAUAGUUGGCCAAAAAGUUAGUUCCUAAUGAUCUCACUAGAAGUAGUUCUGCUACUAGCGAAAGUAAACCCAUAAAAGAAAAUUGCUCUGAUGAUGAAAAUGAAGACUUCAUUUAGAUAAACCCUGAGAGAUCUGUUUAAGAUGAUCUUUUACUUGAAAUGAAUGUGAACUUUUUGAUUGAAACAAUACUUCUUCUUAGACCUGAGUAAAUAGCUUCACUAUACCUCAUGUAUGAUUGCCAACCAUUCAGCGAAAACUUCAUAACUAAAUCACUCUUGAUGAUCUUUAAGGUAGCCUAGAAAGAUUCCGCUAAAUAUUUGAGCUUCUAUCAAUUGCUAGUUAAAAAGUUGUCCUAGCUUAAAAUUAAUCCUUAAUUAGUUGGAGAUCUAUAAAACUCUGGUCCUUAAUCAAUAAGCUUUAUGCUUGAAUAAAAAUCUACAGUUAAGAAACUUGUGAAAGAUGCCAAUCUUAAAUUUAAGCUAUUUAUGUAGAAAACAGAAGAAAUGUAUGCAUAUGCUGAUGACUAAGUUUAAGCAGAGGUGCAAUCUAAAAUUUUGCUUUUCUCAAGAGAAAUUUUAAUUGAAAAAGUAGCUGAGAUUAUUGGAGGGAAAGAAGAAAAAUACAAGAAAUUACUGAGUUCUUACUUGGAUAAGAUGGACUACAAAGAGAGUGAUAUAGAUGAGUCAUUGAGAAAGUUCUUGUAAACAUUCAGAUUAGCAGGUGUUGACUCAUAAGUUGUGCUCAGAAUAUUGGAGUAAUUCUCUCAUAGAUUUUUUGAAAACGAUAAAAAAGGUAUUUUCUUCAGCAAAGGAGAAGCCUAUGAAUUCGCUUAUUUAAUCAUAGUUCUGCAAACAUGCCAGCAUAAUCCAUCAGUCAAAUAAAAAACAGACAUUAAAGCCUUUAUUGAAUCAGCUGAUUUAGCCUGUCCUAAAUCCAAAGAUAAGUUUGAUCCUGCAUUUAUAGAUUACAUCUACAACUCUGUUACUAAUAAUGCAUUCUACACUCCGAAUUCUAGGUCUUUGAUUGACGAAAAUUUCAAUCAAUAUAAUCUCAACGAAAUUCAGAUCAGACUGAGCAAGUGCAACUCUCUGGAUUAAAAAAUAAGCGAAAAUGAGUUCAUAAAUUCUGCUGAUCUAGCUUAAAAACAAAUUUUCAACUACUCAAAUUCUACAGAAGUACCUCAGAAUUUGAUUUUGCUUGGUGUUAAGCACUUAGUCUUUUAUCUCACUUAAAAGUUCGUAAAAUACAACUUAGUUACUAAUGCCUCUACUAUUACACAAGAUACCAAAGAAGCCACAAUCAAAAAGUUUGAUAUACUAGAAAACCUAGCUUAGAUUAAUAAAACUUUCAAAAACUAUGAUAGCGUAGAUAGAAUAUUCCAAGUUAUAUACAAAGUAAUCCAUCACACACAAAAUGAACAGCUUUAUUCCAGAUUGGAUGAUUUACUGUGGGGUAACUUUGACUGUAUAAAGAGAUCACUAGUUUUAUUGCCAAAGCUUUCGAUGCAAUCAUUUAUGAGGGACCAAAUAAAGGAUUCUCUUUAGUAAUCAUUUACAUCUGUAAUGAGACUUCUCUAAUAUCAUCACUAAGAAAAGAGAAAAUAAAAAUAAGCGAAGCUGAAUCAUCAUGAAAAAAAUGCACCUCAAAAAGCAGCUUCAUUCUUUGACCUCGUAUAUAAUUACUUUACGGAUAAUAAUGAGGAUUAAUCGCUAGAUGAUAAAAAUGAUCAAGCAGAGAUAGAUGCUGUUGUAUCUAUCAGGAAAAAGAUAUUAAUGGAAGACAAGGAGGGUGAUUAUAUGGAGUAAAUUGAGGAAAAAUUUGACGACAAGACUGGAUAAUAAAGAGUAAAAGAAAAGACAAGGAUAUAAGAGUUGAUCACUUUAGUAUGCGCAUGCAUUAGAGAAAAUCUAAAUCAAGAAGAGGGAAUAUUAUGCCUUGCCUUUUUAGAGCACCUUAUUGCCCAAUCAGAUCAAAAUCUUGAAACUUAGGAAAAGAUAUGGGUAGAAUUGCAUUUGCUAUUAAACAUGUGCUUGAAAAAUAAGCCAUUGGAUUUACUGUCUGUUUCAAGUGUCUCUUCAUUAAAAGAGGAAAGAAAGCAAGAAUAUGAAGUAAUUUCUACAAACACCUCUUAAGAUUCUAUUGAUUCUAGUUCAGCCUAAAAUGAUCUGGACUUCUUUGUUAAAGAAUCAUGCCAGAUUAAGACUAAAAUUAAUGAGACUAUCACUCGUCACUUGAUUCUUGCUCUACAUUUGAAAUCAAGCAAAAAAUUGAUUGAUAUGAAACAAGAUAAUUAGCACAUCAUUAGAGAUGCUUAGAGACUUAUAAGUUUUAUAAUUGAAAGUGACCUUUAAGACAAGACUCUAGAAAAUAUGGGUACUUUUGACGAUAUGUUCUUGUUUAAUUAGCUCCAUAUAUUCUCUAAAGAUUCUAUGUCAUUUAAGAAAUAUCAAAAGUUGUCUAAAUUAAUUAGACUAAAACUCAUCUUGCUUUUAAGAAGUGUAACUAAAAAGCUGGAUGACGAUUAAGAGAGUCAUAAAUUGAGCUUGAAGAAAUUUGCCUACUUUAACACAGUCUCAUAAUUACUUGGAGAAUUCUCUUCUUAAUUGCCAUAUGACUAAAUCUAACUAGCUAUUGAGAUUUUCGAAAAAUUGCAUGUUCCAAACACAAAAUCAUAGCAUACUCAACAACUUUUAGAAAAUGCAAUUUAGGUCAUCGAUAAUCUAGGACUUGCUCUUCAAAGGCAAAUUCUCAUCAAUGAAGAAAAUAAACUUGAGAUCUGGUUCAAACUCAUCUAAACUCUUUAAGAAAAGAUACUUUACAAUCAAGUUACAAAAAGACAUGAAAUUGUUGCUAUUCAAGGAUUUAAUGUUGUCAAGAAUCUCGUUCUUAAUCAUCCAUUCGAUAUUGAUACUAAGAAUUUCACUUACAUUCGUAGACUCUUUGCUGAUAUCUUAUUCUGGUAGACUUUUGAAAAUCUUAGUUAAGAAAUACCCCCAUCAAAUGCGAUAGGCUCUUAAUCCAGCAAAGCAAUUGAGGAAGUUAAAAAGUAAUCAUCAACUGCUGUCGCGCUUAAUAAUGAUGACUCAGAUGAAGAAUUUGAUGAGAAUAUUGAAUCCCAACUAGAGGCUACUUGCUAAUUCUGCGUAAACAAUCUAUCAGAUAUUUUCAUCUACUAUAUCUCAAUAAUCUUCAGAGACCCAUUAGUUGCACAUUAGCCUGACAGAGCUAACUCAGAAAACCCUGAUGAAUCUUCAUAGAAACUCUUCUCUUAUCUUUGGUUGAACUUAUUAAAAGUGCUUCUGCACUACGGUGAAAAAUCUCACACUAAGGAUUUCUAAGGACUUAUUCAUAGUAUCCAUGAUAAUAUAAAAAGAGUAAUAGAGUUCCUUAUAUAGUAAGGCAUUUUGAGGGACGACUCUCCAAACUAGGAUAUGCAAAAAUUAUGGAAAACCUCUUGGGAAAUUAUUGGUGCAUUCUUCGUUGACAUGAAAAUUCAAGUUCUUGGACCUAACUACAAGGAAAACAUUUGA